Molecule: messenger RNA, 594 nt
Organism: Leptomonas pyrrhocoris
Lineage: Eukaryota; Euglenozoa; Kinetoplastea; Trypanosomatida; Trypanosomatidae
Product: putative 60S ribosomal protein L44
Exons: 1
Coding region: 12-332 (106 amino acids)
Biological process (GO): translation
Cellular component (GO): cytosolic large ribosomal subunit; ribosome
Molecular function (GO): structural constituent of ribosome
Source: RefSeq, a predicted model, not a curated record
AGAGGUACGCAAUGGUGAACUACCCGAAGAAGAAGGUGAUGCACUGCGGCGACGCGCGCUGCAAUGCGCACAAGUCGUUCAAGGUGGUGCAGUACAAGGCCGGUAAGGCCCGCCUGUACGCUCGCGGCAAGCGACGUUACGACCGCAAGCAGUCGGGUUACGGUGGUCAGUCCAAGCCUAUCUUCCACAAGAAGGCCAAGACGACCAAGAAGAUCGUGCUGAAGCUGCAGUGCUCUGGCUGCAAGACGAUCCGUCAGAUCGUCCUCAAGCGCACCAAGCACUUCGAGCUGAACGAUAAGAAGAAGACCGGCAACAAGGACCCCACCUGGUAAGCACCCCACGCGCACCACUCUUUUUUGUCGUGCUCCAUGGCUUUAUCUUUUAGUAAUUUUUAUCUUUACUUUUACAAAAGAAAGAAAAAAUGUUAAACUGUACGUGCAAUCGAAAAGCAGACGCCUUUUGGGGUUUCCUCGGCUGGAAAUUGGAGGCGAGGUUGCACAGCGGCGUACUCAACCGGAAAACACUAGCCACGCGGCGGUUGUCCUGCUCCUGUCUUUCUCUUCUCCUCUACACCCAUUGCAUUACGGUGUUAAU